GCCGCAAAUUCCGGAUUCACAAGGCAUAAAAGCGCCAAAAUGUAGUGUCAUCGAGAACAUUAAAUCUCCAGUUACAGCAAUCUAUUGCUUCACAUCUACGAAAUGGCCACUCUCAGCAAACUGCCGACUCGCCCCCUGGGCAAAAACGGCCCUCUUCUUCCGCGCAUCGGCCUCGGGCUCAUGGGAGCCAGCGGUACAUACGGUCAGGGCCUUCCCGAAGCCGAACAUCUGGCCUUCCUGGACGAGGCAUACAAAAGAGGCGAGACUUUUUGGGACACCGCGGACAAAUACGAUGGAUCCGAAAGCGUGCUCGGCAAAUGGUUCGCCCAGAAUCCGGACAAGCGGGAUGAUGUCUUCCUGGCCACCAAGUUUGGCAUCCGUACCAACCCUGAUGCCAAAGACGGCCGGAAAAACUGGAUGGACUCGAGCCCGGAAUACUGCCGCGCGGCAUUGGACCAAUCAUUGAAGCGCCUGGGACUGCCAUAUGUGGACUUGUACUAUGUCCACCGUUUGGACAAGGUCACGCCGAUUGAAAAGACGAUGGAGGCCAUGGUCGCCCUCAAGCAGGAGGGCAAGAUCAAGUACCUCGGAUUGAGUGAGUGCAGUGCGGAGUCACUGCGCCGGGCGCAUGCAGUGCACCCAAUUACAUGCGUGCAGGUGGAAUACAGCGUGUUCUGCUUGGAAAUCGAGUCCCCGCGGUUCCAGUUGCUGCAGACUGCACGCGAGCUGGGGGUUGCCAUCGUGGCGUACAGUCCGCUUGGAAAUGGAAUCCUCAGCGGAGCGAUCCGGUCGCGGGAGGAUGUGAGUAAGCCAGGGGAUGUCCGAGGCGUGCUGCCCUGGCUGAGAGAGGGGAACAUCGAGAAGAACGUGGCAGUUGUGGACCAAAUCGCGGAGAUCGCUAAAGGAAAGGGGGCUACCACGGCACAACUGGCGCUUGCGUGGUUGUUCGCUCAAGGAGAUGAUAUCUUUGCCAUUCCCGGCACGAGCAAGAUCCAUCGCCUGGAGGAAAACCUGGCCAGCCUCAGUUUUCAGUUGACGGUGGAGGAGGAACAGUCGAUCCGUCGGUUGGCGCAGAGCGUUGCGGGUGGGCGCUUCCAGGCCUUGACGGGAUAUGACUUUGGCAACACUCCGCAAUUGUGA
This is a messenger RNA of Aspergillus ibericus CBS 121593, 1140 nucleotides long. RefSeq names its product Aldo/keto reductase. NCBI's taxonomy places the organism in Eukaryota, Fungi, Ascomycota, Eurotiomycetes, Eurotiales, Aspergillaceae. Gene Ontology annotation, cellular component: cytoplasm. The record is from RefSeq and is a predicted model, not a curated record. The transcript has 2 exons. Bases 103 to 1140 code for a protein of 345 amino acids.